Molecule: messenger RNA, 1369 nt
Organism: Phaethon lepturus (White-tailed tropicbird)
Lineage: Eukaryota; Metazoa; Chordata; Aves; Phaethontiformes; Phaethontidae
Product: suppressor of tumorigenicity 14 protein-like
Exons: 11
Source: RefSeq, a predicted model, not a curated record
AUGACACGGGCUUUCCCCUCCAGCCGGGUUUCUGUGUACAGCAUACCAGCUCCAUACGACUCUGAGCAGACUGCGGGGCAGGAAAGUCCGCAUAUUCACUACUGCCCUCCCUACCAAGGGGGCUUGUGUCAGAAGUACCGUCUCUUUGAAUGGAUGAGGUUGUGUUUCUGGAGAAGAUGGCUUCUAGGAAUAUUGCUUAUAGUUUCUUUAAUAGUUACAGUAAUUGUGCUAGUCCUGCACUAUUCGUUCUCUCCAGCUUUCUCUUUUAUUUAUAUUGGUGGAAGUGUAGAAAUUCCUAACAUGACUUACACAAAUUACCUCAAUGAUCCAAAGUCACAGAAAUUCCUCCUGCAAGCAGAAGCAAUCCAAAAUUAUUUUGCAGAAUCAUAUAAGUCUUCCUCCUUGGGAAAGUACUACUUGAAAUCUGAAGUCGCUGCUUUCAGUGAAGGAGAGUCUGGACUUCGAGCUUACUACUGGAAUAUGUUCUGGGCACCACAAGAUAUGGUUGCUUCUCUUAAAAAAUUAACACCAGUGGAAAGACAAGAAAUCAGUAGUAAACAAGUAGCUCACAUGUUCAGUUCCUCUGGGGAAGAUGAUUUUGAUCUUAUGACAAUGGAGCUUUUUGUUUCAGAUUCCACAGAAUAUGAUGUGAUGCUAAAAUCAGCAGUAUCCUUUGACCUGUACGCCAAGCCAGGUAACAACAGGACUCUAACUCUGAUGAAUCCCAAAAAGUCUUUUUAUCAAUGGAGGCUGCGAGUUCCUUCUAACUAUGUGGUGAGACUGGUAGUUAUCACUUUGCAUGGUGUCACUCCAGAGAGCUGUGCAUCACACCACUUAUCAGCAUAUGAUUUCCUUCUUCCUCUGCAGAACAAGAUCAUUACAAGAUGGUGUGGACCUGGGGCCUGGACUCCUCCUCUUGUACGUUUAACUUCAUCAAGUAAUGUAAUGUUGCUUACCUUCUCUCUGGACCGAAGAGAAGAAAGCAACUUAUUAAAAGCCCACUUUCAAGCCAUUCCUAAAAUUAUGUGUGGUGGUCAUUAUAUUUCCUGGAAUGGGACACUGAGUUCCCCUUAUUACCCAAGUUACUACCCACCAAACAUUGACUGCAGCUGGAUCAUCAGAGCACCAUUGCCUGGUUACAAGCUCUCAUUAAAAAUCUUCAUAAUACAAAUUCAAGAGAAGUCUCCAGGGUCCAGUAAAUGUGAUAAAGACUGGUUAGAAAUUGAUGGGGUUAGAUACUGUAAAGCUCUUUCAGAAAACAACAGAAACAGGGAAUAUGGCUAUUCUGUCACAAUCAACUUCCAUUCUGACGAACUGGUCACCCACAGAGGGUUUUAUAUUGAAUACAAAGCCUUCAGUCACACAGAUC